This is a messenger RNA of Gaeumannomyces tritici R3-111a-1, 1242 nucleotides long. RefSeq lists its product as hypothetical. NCBI's taxonomy places the organism in Eukaryota, Fungi, Ascomycota, Sordariomycetes, Magnaporthales, Magnaporthaceae. Bases 60 to 905 code for a protein of 281 amino acids. The transcript has 9 exons. The record is from RefSeq and is a predicted model, not a curated record.
AUGACAUCCUCGGCGGCCUCGAUCCUGCGCAGCAGCUGCAUCUGCUGUUGCUGCUGCUGAUGCCCCCGAGAAGCUCGGCGAGCUCUCAAGAGGUCAAGAGGUCCUCGGCCACGCACCCUCCUCGGCCACGCACCCUCGAGAGGUCGAGAGGGCGGCGAGCUCUCCUCGAGAGGUCAAGAGGUCGGCGAGCUUUCCUCGAGAGGUCAAGAGGCGGCGAGCUCUCGAGAGGUCAAGAGGUUCUCGGCCACGCACCCUCGGCCACGCACCCUCCGUCCAUGACGCUGCUCAUCGAAAAUCGCAAGGAGCUGUUGACCCGCUCAUCGAAAAUCGCUACGAGUGUUGACGAUUUCGAUGAGCAGCUCCUCGCGAUUUUCGAUGAGGGGCAGCAGCAGCAGCUGCAUCUGCUGCUGCUGCUGGCCCAGUUGACCAAGGCUUUCUGGAUCAAGAACAGGACAAAUCUCGUCAGGUCCGACAACAUGGUCAUCCUGCAGGAGUCGCUCAUCGUUGCCGGCACCCUGCUGUCCACGUCCUCGUUUGAGCUGGAGAUUCCAUCGUAUCUCAUCGGAAAGAAGCACCCAUCCCCAACAAAGCUUGAGUGGGAAGAUAUCAAGCAGAAGUGGCAAAUGGAGCACCGCCAGAUGAUCAGCACGUUUGCCAAGCUCAACAUGGACAACGUGGGCGCCGACAUGGUCAACAUGGACGACGUGGCCGACGAGGUCAACGACAACAUGCCGGGGCCUCGCCGACCUGCCCAGAGGGGCGUGCUGCUGUCGCUCGUGCUCUUCAUGCACCCGCGCGUGGCGCGCGCGGCCGUCGUGGUCCCCGACCACAAGAUACCCGAAACCGGCAGGUUCACGCACCGCUGCCGUCCCGGAUCCCUGAGCUGCUCAAGGACACGGACCUGAGCAUGGACGGCAGCCGGCGAGCCGGCUCCGGGCGCGAAGGAGGGGUUUGCUGCCCAAGCCCAGAUUCGUUCGCUCACAACCGCCUUUUGGGUUGAUGAUUUUUCUGGGCGCCUUGUUGAUGGGCCUGUUCCCUCCAGCCUGGCGAGUGUCCAGAAUAAAUCCAUCAACAACGCGCCCAGAACAAAUCCGCGCCGCUUCCAGCCCAACACCAAGGUCGGGGCCGUGGUCCAGCACCCCGGCAACCCCGGCGUCACCGUCGAGGUGCAGGGCCGUGUCAUGUACGACGCGGACCCGGACAGCGACCGCGACGUCGUCACGACACUUUCUGGCAGCAGCC